ACGGCACACGUGGCUCCCGUAGACCACUCGUGCGCCAUUCCCCACUUCGCCUCCCCAGGCUUCCCGACGAGGCAUGGCGGGACGGGUGGUAUCGCCAAAACCCUAAACCCCGCGCCACUCGCUGCCCCCGCCGCGGCCGCGUGGGCCGGCGGCCUCAACCGUAGCCGAAGCGCCAUUGAUGUGCCCCGUUCCUGCCGCCAGCGAUGCACAAGCUCCUCCCCCGCGCCGCCGCCUUUCUCGACGCCACCACGGCGGCCCCGCUGCUGCUCUCCUCCCCCCACAUACCCGCGCUCCACCUGGCAGGCCCGCACCUAGCCGCGCGCCCGAGCACAAACCCUAGCCGCCUUCACACCCCGCCGUGGCUGCGCUGCGACGGCGCGAGGAGGGGCCUCUGCUCUGUCGAGGCGGCGAGGCGCAGGGACGAUGAGGGGGGCGAGAGGCAGAGGGUUGGAGCGGUGCCGGAAAAGAGGCAGAGAGGUCGGAGUGAUGCGCCGAUAGGGAGUGGGGAGCUGCUCGCCAUUCCCGGAGUCGGGCCGCGGAAUCUGAGGAAGCUCGUGGACAAGGGAUUCGAUGGCGUGGCACAGCUCAAGCAGCUCUAUAGGGAUAAGUUCUUUGGCAAGUCUAAUGAGAAGAUGGUUGAGUUCUUGCAAAAUUCAGUUGGCAUCAUUCACAAGAACCAUGCUGAGAGUAUAACUUUGUUCAUUAAAGAGAGUGUUGAUGAAGAGCUGAAAGGCACCGAUACAUCUAAGCUUUCUAAAAAUAAGAGGCUGACCUUUUGUGUGGAAGGGAACAUCAGUGUUGGGAAAACUACCUUCCUUCAAAGAAUAGCCAAUGAAACUAUCGAACUGCGUGACCUUGUAGAAAUAGUACCUGAACCUAUUGCAAAGUGGCAGGAUGUUGGCCCUGAACACUUCAAUAUACUUGAUGCUUUCUAUGCUGAGCCACAGAGAUAUGCAUACACCUUCCAGAAUUAUGUAUUUGUUACGAGAGUCAUGCAAGAGAAGGAAUCUGCAAGUGGAAUAAAACCUCUUCGGCUGAUGGAAAGAAGUGUUUUCAGUGACCGAAUGGUUUUUGUUCGUGCUGUUCAUGAAGCAAACUGGAUGAAUGAGAUGGAGAUCAGCAUCUAUGACUCCUGGUUUGACCCAGUUGUGUCAUCACUCCCAGGUCUUAUACCUGAUGGUUUUAUUUAUCUAAGAGCUAGCCCAGACACCUGCCACAAAAGAAUGAUGGUUCGGAAAAGAUCAGAGGAGUAUGGCGUUACUCUUGAUUACCUUCGAGGUUUGCAUGAGAAACACGAGAGCUGGCUACUUCCAUCCAAGGGAGGAGGUUCUGGUGUAUUGUCCAUCAGUCAGCUUCCAAGUCAUAUGCAGGGCUCCCUGCCUGCGGAUAUACGAGAUCAGGUAUUCUACUUGGAAGGAGAUCACAUGCAUUCUAGUAUCCAGAAGGUUCCUGCUCUGGUCCUGGACUGCGAACACGACAUUGAUUUUAACAAAGAUAUUGAAGCCAAACGACAAUAUGCUCGGCAAGUUGCAGAGUUCUUUGAGUUCGUGAAGAAAAAGAAGGAAUCUCCUACUGCAGAGACAGAUGAUGGUGAUAAGAGUAUAAACAAACAGAUUAUGCUUCCCAACAAAGGUGGUUUGUGGGUGCCUGGAAACAGCCCUUUACCAGAAUCUGUUCUAAAGUCUCUUGAUUUCAGAAGGACGAUGUCUUCCUUCCUCUCAACUUAGGGGCUAAUAACAUUCCAUAUGCACUAUCGAUUUCUGUCCACAACUUGGAGCCUUGCAAAUGUUGCAUGGUCCAUCGACGCAUCUGGAUUGCAGAAUAGGACCUUUAACUGACAAUCCUGUAAAUGUCUAAAUAUUACCCAUUUAGGUUUUUAACUAGCGGUAGUGUGUGCUGUAUGAUAGUUGGUAUCCAACUCCAUGUGCCUGUAAAUGAUGAUCUGACUGCUUUCGUGUCAGUACUUGUUAACAUUGGGUUAGCAUCAGAUGUGCCCAGCUUUGUGUUCUAUUUGUGUUGCAGCGCAA
This is a messenger RNA of Phragmites australis (common reed), 2027 nucleotides long. RefSeq lists its product as uncharacterized. Bases 204 to 1727 code for a protein of 507 amino acids. The record is from RefSeq and is a predicted model, not a curated record. The transcript is spliced from 5 exons. NCBI's taxonomy places the organism in Eukaryota, Viridiplantae, Streptophyta, Magnoliopsida, Poales, Poaceae. Gene Ontology annotation, cellular component: cytoplasm. Gene Ontology annotation, molecular function: deoxynucleoside kinase activity.